Epinephelus fuscoguttatus (brown-marbled grouper) is the source of this 1079-nucleotide messenger RNA. RefSeq names its product nucleolin-like. The record is from RefSeq and is a predicted model, not a curated record. The coding region runs from base 198 to 1079 and encodes 293 amino acids. NCBI's taxonomy places the organism in Eukaryota, Metazoa, Chordata, Actinopteri, Perciformes, Serranidae. The transcript has 2 exons.
UAUAAGGCCUCCACACCCUUCAGAUCUCUCCCUUUGCACUUGGAUUUGGACCUGAGCCAAACUGUGGAAAGUUUUGAAGCAGAAAGCAGAAAGUUGUUGGAAAACACUUAACAAACUUUUGGAUCGCUGAUUGAUUGAUUGAUUGAUUGAUUGAUUGAUUGAUUGAUCAACUUUGUGGGUAACCGAAGAGCCCGAAAAUGGCUGCCAUCAGACCACGGACCGAGGAGGAGCACCUGCGUGAGCCGGACCCCAACCGCGCAGGUGGUGCUUUCUACAUCGUCGAGCGUCCAGCAGAGGAUGGCCUUCCUGAAGUUGUCAGGAUCCUUGACGAUGAUGAAGAUCUCCCCAUCUACAUCUCCUCUGGUGAGGAAGAGGUAAGUGAGGACGAGGUAAGUGUCGAGUACGAUGAUGAGGCUGAGGUAGAUGUAGGUGACCUCAUUCCCCCGCUCAACUUUGACGACGAUGAAGAUCUCCCCAUCUACAGCUCCUCUGGUGAGGAAGAGGUAAGUGAGGACGAGGUAAGUGUCGAGGACGAUGGAGAGGUUCAGGUAGGUGAAGGUGAGCUCAUUCCCCCUCUCGACUCUGACGACGAGGAUGAAGAGGACGCACAAGAAGAAGAGCUGAGCAUGUUUGACUUCAGACGUUUCUCCCGUCCCGUCGUGAUCCCACCUGGAGGUUUUUGGCCCGGAUGGCGUCCUUUCGGUGAUCCUCUCCCAGAGCCUCCUGUGCAGCCAGUGGAGCGUCCCGCAGGUCUCCCCCCAGUCUCUCCCAGCUCUGGAGACUCUGCUCCCCCAGCCUCUGCCCUCAGCUCACCCACCCGGAGAAGCAGGGAGGACAGCGACACACUGCAGGUAAGGCACGAAGGGGACAUAGAAGAAGAGGAUGACGAGGACACUCAGGACUACACUCAUUUCUUUCCUCGUGUCCAGUGGAUCCCGCCUGCAGUCUCUUCCAGCUCUGAAGCCUCUGCUCCUCCAGCCUCCACCCCCAGCUCAUCCACCAAGAGAAGCAGGGAGGACAGCGACACACCUGAGGUAAGUGUGAAGAGGCAGAGGACGACUGGUGAGGACGGCGACUAA